AUGAUUCACAAACACUGCGAGACGUGUAUUAAGCCGUCGGUGUGUCGGACAAAGACACCGGCGAUGACCGCCACUACUGGUCCGCAAACCAAUGGCCACGUCGUGUGUCCACUCGUCUCAUGCGAUAGCAAAGACUGUCCGCAAGUGAUGCACAAAUGCAAACUCACUGAACACCUGUCCAUUUGUCUUCACCAAAAGACUCAAUGCCUGAAUUGGUGUAACGGGUGUCCGGCGCUGGUCUACCGGCGAGACAUGUCGGCCCAUCUGUUCCACUGUUCGGCGAAUGUGAUCCACUGUACGGUGGAGUGGAACCGGUGGCCGAUCCACACCCGCGAGCGCCGGCUGACCAAUCAGAUGGCGCACCAACUGUUGCCGCACUCACUCAACGCCACUGACAUGGAUGUGGCGCUCGCCCUAAGGGACCAACGAAUGCUGCGACAGCUCUGGACCGCCGAGAAGUGCACUCAAAAGGCUUUCCGCAAUCAUUUGACGCUCAAAUACCCGGCCGUUCCCCUCAAGGUAUGUCUCGGCCCA
Messenger RNA from Medioppia subpectinata, 534 nucleotides. Lineage: Eukaryota; Metazoa; Arthropoda; Arachnida; Sarcoptiformes; Oppiidae. The record is from the annotation of a GenBank genome assembly.